Molecule: messenger RNA, 453 nt
Organism: Coprinopsis cinerea okayama7#130
Lineage: Eukaryota; Fungi; Basidiomycota; Agaricomycetes; Agaricales; Psathyrellaceae
Product: galectin-1
Exons: 1
Coding region: 1-453 (150 amino acids)
Molecular function (GO): carbohydrate binding
Source: RefSeq, a predicted model, not a curated record
AUGCUCUACCACCUCUUCGUCAACAACCAAAUCAAGCUCCAGGACGACUUCAAGGCGGAAGCCGUCGCCACCAUCCGCUCCAGCGUUUUCAACUCCAAAGGCGGAACCACCGUAUUCAACUUCCUCAGCGCGGGGGAGAACAUUCUCCUCCACAUCAGCAUCCGCCCCGGUGAGAACGCCAUCGUCUUCAACAGCAGGACCAAGGGUGGCGCUUGGGGCCCCGAGGAACGUGUCCCGUAUGCGGGCAAGUUCAAGGGCCCCAACCCCAGCAUCACUGUCUUGGACCAUGGCGACAGGUUCCAAAUCCUCUUCGACAACGCGACUGCGAUCUACUAUACCAAGAGGAUUAAGGAGAACGCGGCUGCGAUUGCGUACAGUGCGGAGAAUUCUUUGUUCUCCUCGCCUGUCACCGUCGAUAUCCACGGAUUGCUCCCCCCUCUUCCCCCCGCUUAG